Epinephelus lanceolatus (giant grouper) is the source of this 11216-nucleotide messenger RNA. The record is from RefSeq and is a predicted model, not a curated record. Lineage: Eukaryota; Metazoa; Chordata; Actinopteri; Perciformes; Serranidae.
UUCCUGGACUUUGCUGGAUGUCUUUUUUUUUUUAACACAGCACUCUGAGGAGGAUUUGGUCUUUUCUACAUGAUAUAAAUAGCUGAAGCAACUUGAUACUAGGAAACAGGUGGAAUCAGUGGAUUUUAAGCCCCCCACUGCAUGUCGGGGAGCUCAGCUCACCCCCCUGCUGAGAUCCAGCAGGAGCAGCCAAAACCUGGACACUGAAAAAUUACACACAUUUCUUCAACCAAGUGCUAGAUCAGGUGUAAACUACACGUGUGUUUCUUCAAUCUGGUCACACCUUCACACAAAUAGCUGGACCAUAUGUGAGGAGUCUUGCUGACUAGUAACUGAAUUUCCAUCUUGGUGCGAGAGGGAGUGGAGUGUGCGGUCAUCAGGCGGUCGGGGAGAAGAUGCCAGCCAUCCUGGUGGCCUCAAAGAUGAAAUCAGGACUCCCCAAACCCAAACCGGUGCACAGCGCCCUGCCCAUCCCCCAGACCCACAGCAGGCCGUCAGCUCUAGCUCUGCCUCAGGCACCCCUCAAGACCCACAUACCUUCACUGGGCCAGCAGGUGGGCGCAGAACCCCCAAGAAGCAUCACACCGGGGUCGGAGGAUGGAGAAGACAGGAUGGUCAGGAAGAUCUACACGGACUGGGCCAAUCACUACCUUGCCAAGUCAGGACACAAGCGUCUGAUCAAGGACCUACAAACAGAUAUCGCAGACGGAGUGCUGCUGGCUGAGAUCAUACAGGUCGUAGCCAAUGAGAAGAUUGGAGAUAUCAAUGGCUGUCCCAAGAGCCGUUCUCAGAUGAUUGAGAACAUUGAUGCCUGCCUCAGUUUCCUGGCAGCCAAAGGAGUCAAUAUCCAGGGUCUGUCUUCAGAGGAGAUCCGAAAUGGUAAUCUGAAAGCCAUCCUCGGCCUCUUCUUCAGCUUGUCCCGCUACAAACAGCAGCAGCAGCAGCAGCAGCAGGCCCAGCGGCAGAACUCCCAGCCCUCUCUCCCACCCAACGCCCAGCCCCAGAGCAUUCACCCUCCUCUGAGCCAGCAGAGCAGCGCUCCGGCCCAGCUCAGCCACUCUACGCAUGGGACUCCUGCCCUCACAGCCCAGAAAGCAGCACAGGCCGAGAUGCAGUCCAGGGAUGGGUCUCAGAGUAAACUGCUCAAGUUUUCCCUUGGUCAGAAAAAGACCUCUAGACUUCCCGGCCCCUCGGCGAGGGUGUCCACUGCCGGCAGUGACAUCCCUCCAAGAGGCUCUGCGGUCAGUGCUGCUGGGAACAGACGCAGCCAGGGCUUCAGUGACAAGACCAAAGCCAACUUGAACCUGAACAAAGAUUCCUCAGAGGGCAUGACCUCACAGCCUUCAGUGAUGACUGAGCAUGCUCCGUCAUCUGCAGUGACUGUCAGCUCCUCCACCAGCAUCCCCGCUGCUACCUCCGCUCAGAUUCCUCCCCCAUCGUCAUCAUCUUCAUCCUCUUCCACAGCCAUUCCCCAGCCCAACAGCAAGCCCUGGAGGAGCAAGUCGAUGAGCUCCAAGCACAUCUCUCCUGCUCCCUCCUCCACCAGCACCCCCGCGUCUGCCAUGCAGCCCGUCAAGCAGGAGAAGGACGCGUCCUGUAAGGCUGCCCCGGCAACUGAAGCUCCCCCUAAGGUUGUCGCUCAGAAGUCAAUGCUAGAGAAGCUUAAGCUCUUCAACAGUAAAGGAGGCUCCAAAUCUUCCACCUCCUCCAAUGGAGCAGGGGCUCAGACUGACAAUGCUGCCCCAGCAAGGCAGCCCGGAGCAGUGCAGGUGGAGAGAGCCGAGACUGGCUCCAACACCGACCCCAUGGAGGAAGAUGAUGGCAAUGUCCGUCCAGGAAUGAAUGGCACCAGCAACGGGACGGCCUACGGAGCAGCUCCCUCAGCAGGUACUACUGUGUCCACAACCGCCAGCAGCCCCAAAAUCGCCCUGAGGGGCAUCGCCCAGCGCACUUUCAGCAGAGCUUUGACUGCCAAGAAGGGCUCUGUCAAAAGCACAGAGAAAUACAAGGAGAAGGAGAGAGGGAAGGAGAAGGAGAAGGAGAAAGGGAAGGAGGUGGGGAAACGCAUCUCAGUCUCCGACAGGACAGAGCUCAGGGGUGAGGAGCUUAAGGAGGAAGUAGCACCUGUUGUAGACACAGACAGCUCAAACAAAAGGACCUCUAAAAUCACCAGCUUCAUUCCCAAGGGGGGUAAAGUGGCCAAAAAGGAGAGUUCCACCCCUGCACAAAGCGGAAUACCAAAGCCAGGAGGCAAAGCCCCGGGAGUCGGGGGGAAAGCUUCCUCAGUGAAGGAGGCGGGGGAGAGGCCUCGGAGCAUGCGGUUAGGAGGGGGGCUCGCCAUGCACCGCGGACCCCUGGACAGAGACAGGGACAGCAGGCACUCCAGCUCCACCUCCAGCCUGGCCUCCACAGAGGGAAAGACCAGCGCCUCCCCUGUGGCAGGUGGAGGCACUACACAGAGCACAGCCAGCAACACCAUCAGCGUGCAGCUACCUCAGACUCAACAGCACCACAGCCACCCCAACACGGCCACCGUCGCACCUUUCAUGUACAGAUCCCAAACAGACGGCGAGGGAACGGGGAACACUGAGUCCGGCUCAGGAGGAAGAGGUGGAGACGUUUCCUUCACUAAGACCAGCCAGCUCUCCAUCGAGGACCUUUCAGGUGAAGACCCAGAGACAAGGCGGUUGCGUACCGUCAAAAACAUAGCAGACCUCCGGCAAAACCUGGAGGAGACCAUGUCGAGCUUGCGAGGAACUCAGGUCACACACAGCACCUUGGAAACCACCUUUGACGGCAGCGUCACCACAGACAUCAGCAGUGGCGGAGGUGGCAGUGGAGGCAGCAACAACAGCGGAGGGGGUCGGAGCAUCCUCAGCAUCACUUCCACCCGCCCCUCCCUGGCAUCAUGGCGGCUGGGCCAGUCCAGCCCUCGUCUGCAGGCGGGCGACGCGCCCUCUAUGGGGAACAGUUACGGCGGCCGGGUGGUCGGCAGCCAGGGAGGACGCUACCUGUACCCUGGACAUCUGCGGCGGCAGCUGGCUGGCAGGGGAGGAGCUCUCUGCAGCGUGGACCUCGGAGACAGAGCAGGGGAGGACAUUGACCUGGAGGGCAUCGCCGUGGACGUCACUGGAUACAUGAGCGAUGGAGACGUGCUGAGCAAGAAUGCUACACGCACUGAUGAUGUCGCUAGCGGCUAUAUGACUGACGGAGGUUUGGGUCUGUACACACGGCGCCUGAACCGCAUGCCCGAUAGCAUGGCCGCCGUCCGAGAGACGCUUCAUCGAAACACGUCGUCAGGACAGGGAGAUGCUGACAGCUGGGAUGACAGCAGCUCUGUGAGCAGUGGCAUCAGCGACAACAUCGACACAGAUGACAUCAACACCAGCUCCUCCAUCUCCUCCUACGCCAACACGCCCGCUGCACAGCGCAAGGGCCUCAACACACAGCCUGUGACGGAUGCAGAGAAGCACUCGGCUUCCACAGCAGUGCACCAGGCCUGGUCAGGAGACGAGGUGAAGAGGCCAGACGGCGGGUCAGACAGUGGGGUCAGGAUGGAGCCGGGCUCCAAGUGGAGCCGCCGGAACCCCUCCGACAUCUCCGACGAGUCAGACAAGGGCGGCUCAGGGAGGAAGACCCCCUCGGUGUCUCACACAGGCUCUUGGAGGAGAGGCAUGAGUACUCAGGUGGGGGUGACGUCCCCCCGGACUAAAAGCACCAGUAGCACAGGCUCCUCGAGCUCCACUGGCCUCAAGACCCACAGUUCAGGUAAAACAGAUGACGUCAAGGUGUCAGAAAAGGGUCGUCUCUCUCCUCGUCCUAAUGGUCUUCACCGCUCGCCCUCAGAUGCAGGACGCAGCAGCGGUGAUGAGGCAAAGAAGCAAUCGAUCCCCACCAGCCGCACAUCGACCACAAACGCCCUCACUCACACUGUUUCAGACCCCCACUCCCAGACACACACACUCACCUCACGCACUCCUACCAGCACCUUCGGUUUCAAGAAGCAGGGCCAUGGCAUGGGAACCAUGGUUACUGCCAGUGGUGCAACUAUCACAAGUGGCUCAGCCACCCUGGGAAAGAUGCCCAAAUCUGGGGCUCGCUCACUGGCAGGAGGGUUGAAGGCUGGCGGGCAGGAUGGCGGGGUGGCACUGGGUCACCAUGACGACAGCUUCCUCCCCAUGAGUGCCCGCUCCACGCUGCAGUAUCGCAGCCUGCCGAGACCCAGCCGCUCGGGAGCAGCUGCCCGCAACGGAAACCGGUCCUCCACCAGCAGCAUCGAGGCUGCUGUACUCUCUGUCACGUCUCACGGGAAAAACUCAAUGAGCUUGACCAAGGCCAACGGCUCAGGAGGCGUGAUGGCCAACCAGACAGAUCGGGAGAAGGGCGUCUCAGAGAUAGACAACCUGAGGAGCGGAGUGGUGAUGCAGAGUGGAGGAGCAGCGACUGUUCCUUUGACAGGAAGACAGCAGGUUUCUUCACCUACACUGCGGAGGUUGUUUGGUGGGAAGCCCAGUAAACAGGCUCCAGUCACCACGGCUGAAAACAUGAAGAACUCCACUGUCAUCUCCAACCCCCACGCCACCAUGAACCACGUGGGCACGGUGCUGGAGUCCCCCGACGGAGGGCUGGGAGGCGUGGACAGUGAGACCAGCAGCCUCCUGUUUGGCGGCAGGGCACAGGGAUUAGGGAUGGGGACGCUGGGCAGCGAGCAGGCCUCCAGUCCCGGCUCAGUCUACUCCUCCACUGGACCCUCCAAUAGCCUGACGUGGGGCACCACCUUCAGCAGCUCCUCCGCCCAGAGUAGAGAGAGCACGCUGGGCGGGCACGGUGGGACAGGCAGCAUGGGAUACCCCUCCGUCAGCAGCAUGCACACCAGCAGCGAGUCCAUCGACAUGAGUCUGGGCAGCGCCGGCCACGGGACCCACAGGGAGGACACCCUGUCCGCUCUGGGACGUACCGGCAGCGUCAAGACCGGCAUGUCUGAGAGUCCCCUCUCCUCCCCCUCCGCUAGCCCUAUAUUCAGCCGAAACACGCUGCCUCGGAAGCAGGACAGCGGGCCACACUGUGGUAGAAACACUCUGCCCAAGAAGGGACUCAGGUAUGGCCCGUCCCCACAGCUGCGAGGUCACGAGGAGGCCCGUGAUUGGCUGCGCUCCCACUCCACCAGCGGGCUGCAGGAAUCAGCCAGUAACUCCCCGUUCUCCCCCAGCUCCAGCCUCACCUCCCCCUCUGGCACUCGCUUCAACUUUGGACAGCUCGCGUCCAGCCCGACCUCAGCAGCUCAGAUCAACCUCGCUGGCAUGCGCAACAACAGCCUGACCAAUCAGGACGUCUCCUUUGACCCUUGCAGUGACAACCGAUUAAGAAACUCCUGCAUGUCUCUUGACGAGAAGACUCGCACCAUGAGCAGAUCUGGCUCCUUCAGGGACGGCUUCGAGGAAGUUCACGGAUCAUCCUUGUCUCUGGUCUCCAGCACCUCUUCCAUUUACUCCACGAAUGAGGAGAAGUCUCAGUCAGAGAUCCGCAAGCUGCGUCGGGAACUGGAUGCCUCCCAGGAAAAGGUUUCCGCCCUGACGACACAGCUGAGUGCCAACGCUCACCUGGUGGCAGCGUUUGAACAAAGUCUGGGCAACAUGACCAUCAGACUGAAGAGUCUCACCUUGACAGCAGAGCAGAAGGACUCUGAGCUGAAUGAGUUGAGGAAAACCAUCGAGCUGCUGAAGAAGCAGAACGCUGUGGCUCAGGCUGCCAUCAAUGGAGUCAUCAACACACCUGAACUCACACCUAAAGGGGACAGGACAGCCGGCAAUAACAGCAGUUCACAACAGCAGCAGCAGAAUCAGCAGCCGGACCUGCGCAUCAGGAGGCAGCACUCCUCUGACAGCGUCAGCAGUGUCGCCAGCGCAACCAGCCACUCGAGUGUGGGCUCCAACAUGGACACUGAUGCAAAAAACAAGAAGAAGAACAAGAAGAACUGGGUCUAUGAGCUGAGAAGCUCCUUCAAACAAGCGUUCAGCAAGAAGAAGUCUCCCAAGUCGGCCUCUUCUCACUCUGACAUCGAGGAGAUGACGGACUCGUCGCUGCCGUCCUCCCCUAAGCUGCCUCACAACGGCACCACUGCCUCCAGCCACAUGCUCAGGAACACACACUCCAACUCGCUACUGUCUGAGUGUUUGGACAGUGAGGCAGAGACAGUGAUGCAGCUACGCAGUGAACUCCGGGAGAAGGAGAUGAAACUGACUGAUAUCCGCCUGGAGGCUCUCAGCUCUGCACAUCAGCUGGACCAGCUCCGGGAGGCCAUGAACCGCAUGCAGUUGGAGAUUGAGAAGCUAAAGGCGGAGAAUGACCGUCUGAAGGUGGAGAAUCAGGGCAGCAGGAUGGGCUCCCAGGCCUCCAUCUCCUCCUCCCCUCCCCCUCACGCACACAGCCAGGCCCAGGGAACUGGGCCAGCACUCUCCCAGCACAGCCUCAACCUCACCACCAGCGAGUCCACCAGUCUGGACAUGCUGCUAGACGACACUGGCGGAGAGGGAGGGAUGAGGAAGGAAGGGCGACAUGUGAAGAUGGUCGUCAGCCUGGACACGGACAGCAAGUGGGGAGAGGAGGGCCGACCUCGUCAUUUUCUGAUCGGCUGCAUCGGUGUGAGUGGGAAAACGAAGUGGGAUGUCCUGGACGGAGUGGUCCGACGCCUUUUUAAGGAGUACAUUACCCACGUGGACCCGGUGAGCCAGCUGGGGCUGAGCUCAGACAGCGUGGAGGGAUACAAUAUCGGCGAAAUCCACCGGCCCAGCACUCCCAGUGCAGCCCACACACCCGAGCUGCUGCCCUGCGGCUACCUGGUGGGAGACAGCAACACUAUCAACAUCCAGCUCAAAGGUGUGAGCAGUGAGAACGUGGACUCGCUGGUGUUUGACACUCUGAUCCCGAAGCCCAUGCUGCAGCGCUACGUCUCCCUGCUGAAGGAGCACAGACGCGUCAUCCUGUCGGGCCCCAGCGGCACAGGAAAGACCUACCUGGCCAAUCAGCUGUCUCACCACCUGCUGCUGCUAGAGGGCAGACCGCUGACCCCGAAUGCUGUUGUCACGUUCAAUGUGGACCACAAGUCCAGCAAGGAGUUGCGUCAGUACCUGUCAGGUUUGGCCGAGCAGUGCAGCGGUGUCCCGGGGGCAGACAGCCCUCUGGUGGUCAUUCUGGACAACCUGCACCACGUCAGCUCCCUGGGAGACAUCUUCAAUGGCGUCUUCAACUGCAACUACCAGCACUGCCCCUACAUCAUCGGCACCAUGAGCCAAGCUACGUCAUCUGCCCCCAACCUGCAGCUUCACCACAACUUCAGGUGGGUGCUGUGUGCCAACCACAUGGAGCCAGUGAAAGGCUUCCUUGGUCGUUACCUGAGGAGGAAGCUGAUAGAGACGGAGAUCGGCAGCCGAACGCGCAACAUGGAGCUGGUGAAGAUUAUUGACUGGAUCCCACGGGUUUGGCACCACCUCAACCGCUUCCUGGAGACACACAGCUCCUCUGAUGUCACCAUCGGACCUCGUCUCUUCUUGUCCUGUCCCAUGGACGUGGAGGGAUCCAGGGUUUGGUUCACUGACCUCUGGAACUACUCCAUCAUCCCCUACAUGCUGGAGGCCAUACGAGAGGGACUGCAGCUGUACGGCCGCAGGGCUGCGUGGGAGGACCCUGCUGCCUGGGUUAUUGACACUUACCCAUGGUCAGCCACGCCCACUCCAGCUGAAUGGCCCCCUCUGCUGCAGCUCCGCCCAGAGGAUGUGGGGUUUGACGGCUACUCUGCCCCGAGAGAAGGAGUCAGGAAAGAGCCACCACAGAGCGACAGUGACGCGGACCCGCUGAUGAACAUGCUGAUGCGUCUAAAGGAGGCAGCGACAUCGUCAAGCCCACAGAGCUACGAUAGCGACUCCAACAGCAACAGCCAUCAAGACGACAUCCUAGACUCAUCACUAGAGUCGACUUUGUGAUGCCGACACUGGGAUCAGUUUUCAGGAGGGACUUUUUAUAUGAACUGUUCUCAGCUGGAGAACUUCUUGUUAGAGUAUAAUUUCAUGCCACAAAAUCCAGCCACCUUAAUUUGGGUGCAGGUAACCCAAAUAUUUAAAAAAGAGAAAAAAGGUUCAAACUGCAUUUCAGAAAACGGGCAACAAAAGUUUCUACUGCACUGCGCUGUUUUUUUUUGUUUUGUUUUGUUUUUCACCACUGUGGCCCGUGGCUCCUCUGUCAGGAGCCUGACAUCUACUUCAGACAGACAGAUAAUAAAAGCACACAGCCUGUCUCUUGUGGUGAGGCGUUGUCAUUACCAUCACCAGCCAUCAGCAUCUUAAACACCAGCCUGGAGUCCUCCAUCCUCAACUGAGCCACAGCAUCAGCUCCAGCUCAUCAGGCUGAGAUACUCCUGGGCCUGUCCGGCUGCAGUGCAUCUGAGUGGCCUGCAGAUGGCAAUACAGACCCUUGUCUCUGGAACAUCAGGGAGCCUGAGCUACCAGCUGCUGAGAACACCGAUGAGACACUGCUGGUUGAACGGACGAACAGCCGGCAGUUAUCCGCUCUUCCUCCGACUCUGUGGCUGAAGUUUACUGUGUGAGGGUAAAUCGAGCCAAAGUGAAUGUUCGCCUCAAAGCAUGUCUGCUCACACUUUAGACAUUGUUUGAUUUUGUUCAAACCCCAACUAAACGAAAUCAGAUUUUUAAGUUGGGGAAAGAAAUAGCAUUGUACUAACAAUGGAGGAAAUGUGUGUCAACAGAAAGCAAUCAAGAGAGCAGGAAACAGUUCCUAUCAGAUACAGCUGAAUGUUUUUGAUUUUAAUGUCUGCAUUCAAAGCUCUCAGUGGACAAAAUGGAGGAGAACUGAUGUGUUUAUACAUGUAAAUCCAUAAUAUAUGUGUGGUAACAAGGACGCAGGCAAACACCGACUAUGUUUACAUACACACUAAUAGUCCACUACUAUUCUGAAUAUGAUAGGGGUCAGGUAAACAGACAAAUUUUGGAUAAGCUGCAAUGGGCCAUUUUCUGAAUUAGGCAUUUUCUGAUUAAGACGUGGGAUAUGCUGAUAUUAUUUAGGCUUCAGGAGCAUUCUUUGACAUGUAUCUAGCUUAUUGUCAGCUCUGUGCGUUGUCACAGACUAGUUCUACACAAACCAACCAGCCAGCUCUUUGCAAGGCUGAUACAGAGAUACAUGCCCAAAAGAAAUGCCCACAUUUGUGUUUGGAAGAAGACACAGACCUACUUUUAAACAUUAUGAAAGAAAAGAAUGAAAACGGGAGGCUGUGUUCACUCAAUCCCACAAACUAUUUUGAUGCCAGAAGCAAAAUGACAAGCGGCUCCAGCCGUUCCAUUUUUCCAUAUUUUGGCGAUUAUAACGACAUGUUGAGGCAUGGAAUAUGCUUGUGAACAGCUUAAUAGAAAUACUGUCUUUCUCUGAGAAAAGGCAAAACCUGAAAUACUUUGUGCAUGUAACCGUAGCCAUUGUAGCAGCACUGCUUCACCACCAGAUCAAAGUCUGUGGAAAAAAAUCUCAAGCCAAUUUAACCAAAAAAUUCUCACCUUAAAUCCUGCUGACAUCUUUUUUCUUUUGAAGUUGACAAAGGGUCCUCGGUGGACACAUCCCGCCUCAAAGCUGAGAAACUUUUCUUCCACCAGAAAGUAGUUCCUUUGAAAUGAAGCAGAAUAACAUAUUAUGCGCAUUUGUUAUUUGGCCAAACACACAACUGUAAACACCAACAUUUAUAGCUAAUUUUACAAAGCAAGUCAAGGACAAAAUCUAACUUACAAAGUCCUUUUAAGAGUCUUAGUUCUCAUAAAAACAAACACUGUCAGGAGGAAAGGGUGCAAACUGGGAAUUGAACAUUCACCAUGGCUCGAUUUAUCCGUUUAAAGUGUUUGAGAUAUUGUCCUUUUCCAUCUGUGUUGUAACUUUCCGCAUCGACUCACUCAAUAAUCCUUUGAGAUCUCCAUGCACCUUGGCCCAAACAGGCUGUUGUAGCACAACUCUCUUUUGGUGCUGGACUGAAUUCUAACAAACAAUGCCUUACUCUUUUUCUAAACAGACUAUGUGCAUUAGCCGAUUCUUUAUUUGUCUAAAUGGCUGUAAACCUAACCUAGGGCUCCGAGUCGACACUCUCCUCGAGGAGCGGCGUCGACCUCUCAUCAUAUCAAACACCAAUGCCGUGGGAUUGGGACAUGAAUGAGAAGCAGUACUUUGGGUUUUAAAAUUUAAGUUGUAUGCAUGUAUGACCCAGUGCUGUGAAGCUGGUGUAAAUAUUUGGACCACUAGCAAGAAAUAAAUAAAUAUAUAGAUGUUUUUUGGUGCUCGAAAUUUUGCAGGUUGAUUGGGUGAGGGAAGUUUAAGAUGUGCUGAUUUUAUACCUCAUCCCCAUCCUUUAAAUGUCCACGCUCAUAGUCUGUUUGAUGUGACUCUGUGAUGAACAAAAACUGUCCUAACAAACAUGUUGAACUAAUUAAGUGAAAACUAGUGUAUAUGCUGCUUUGUUUAUAGUGAUAUAAUUAAUCUGAGGUUAAAAGUAUAAAGGUACUUGUGGUUGAAUGAUAAUGUUAAACGGUUUGACAUCAUUUCUGUGGCGUGAAAUCUAAAGAAUAUUUGGGGGUCAUGUCAUCCAGCACAGCCUCCAUCGCUUUCAGUGUUUUUGUCACCGAUCCUAUGCAACAUUCAUUCUGAUCUCUAAAUGGAAGCCAAAAGCUGAGCGUGCAUUUUGUCCCCCUCCGUGCGUGGUGUCCAGCGCUGCCGAGACGCACAGCACGGAACCUGACUUGUGAGGACUUUAAAGAUUUGUGGCCCAUGUUCUUUGUCCGUAUGUGUGUCUGUGUAGUUUAUAGACACUCUCCUGCUAUGGUCCUUGUAAGCACAAAGAGACUGAGAGGUGUGGAUGUUGUCCAAGCAUUUGUCUGUCAGUUUUAUUACUCACAAACUCAAUGAAUGUUUAGCCUUCUUUGCUGUGUACAUUUUUUAUAUGUAACAUAACUUUGUAAAUAGUUGAUUAUCUUGCAGCAUUUUGAUGACUUUUCUAGCCGAUUUGUUACAGUACUUGAAAAGGAGUAUUUUGUGUACAGUCUCUUUACAUCAGAGCAGAUUGAUGCGGUUUGUCAUCACUGGUCUGUCCAGGGCUCGGAGAAUUAAAUCUGAUAUCACUGUACUAGUCUUAAGUUAUUGUGAUUCAAUAAAAUUAAUGAUUAUUUAUGAUUUAA